AUGACUCUUGACGAACCCACCGAACAUGCGCCUUUCCCCCCCACUCCUUCCCACCAGCCGCCUUUCGUGAAGCCAGCCACCAAUACGUGGAUGAUGGACGAGAGGACACGCAACAGACUUUUGAAGAAAUAUGACACCCAGGUGGCAUCUGCAGUUUCAACGGUUUGUGCAACUCUUUCAGUGACGCCUUUGGACAAUGUGAAGACUCGAAUGCAAUCACAUAAUUUCUCGAACGCAUUCCAAUGUAUUCGGUAUAUCCGGCGUAAUGAAGGAUAUCGCGGAUUUAUCGCUGGAGCUCUGCCUCCGUUGGCAACCGUCACUACUGUCCGUGUCCUGAAUUUCUCGACAUACAACGUAGCCAAGUCCGCCAUCUCCGACUUCAUAACGAACAUCACGGGCAAGUCGCCUCUGGAGAACCAAAAUAAGCCAGGAAGCAGCCCAACUCUAGCGAGUCUGGCCACCUUCACUGCCGCUGGAAUGAUUGCGGGCAUUGUGUCUACUCCUAUUGCCUGUCCAUUUGAACUUGCAAAAAAUGUUGUGCAGACCUCUGUGUUGAUGGCAAACCGCGCUAUGGCAUCUCCUGGCGCUGCUGCAGACCCGUCGCUACGCAAUAAACCGCGCCUUAAUACCAUUGACGCUUUCAAACAGAUCGUUGCCCGUCAUGGAUUCCGUGGACUGUACACGGCGUUCCAUCUCCAUGCUAUGCGCGACAUGAUCGGUACUGGCAUUUACUUCUCGGUGUACGAGACGGUCAAGCAACUCGCUGCCAAGGAACUUGGACAGGGUCACCUUCCGUUAGGCGGCCCCAUGAUCGCCGGGGCAAUCUGUAGCACCGUUCCCUGGUUCUGUACCUAUCCUCUUGAUACGAGGAAGACCCGCGCUCAAAGCGUCCUUCUGGGCAAAACCAACGAAGUUGGUGAAGCGUCGGCGGCCGUUGCCAAAGCGAGCAUGUACAAAGGCCUGCCCACCCUCCUUAUUCGCACUGGUGUCAACAACAUGAUCCUUUUGAGCCUUUACGAAUACAUAAAAAUUAGGAUCAGUCAGCUAGAGACUUAG
Messenger RNA from Monascus purpureus, 1056 nucleotides. Lineage: Eukaryota; Fungi; Ascomycota; Eurotiomycetes; Eurotiales; Aspergillaceae. The record is from the annotation of a GenBank genome assembly.